Messenger RNA from Owenia fusiformis, 612 nucleotides. NCBI's taxonomy places the organism in Eukaryota, Metazoa, Annelida, Polychaeta, Sabellida, Oweniidae. The record is from the annotation of a GenBank genome assembly.
CAUUUCUAAAUGAGACUCGAACUAAAUUCCAAUAUAAACGAGCUGUCAAACGAAUGAAUCUGUUACUAGAACCUGGGCGAAGCUUACGUAGAGAUUGCGGGACAUCGACUUAUUUGGCACUAGAGUCAGUCAGAAAAGAUUAUUUCACACCAAAGGGAGGCGAUCGUGACGAUAAACCGAAUAUAUUAUUUGUUUUGAGUGACGGUGUUACUGUUCCAGUUGAAAAUCAAAACCUCACAUUUUUGGAAGCUGGGAAUUUAAAGAAAAUGAACCUAUUGACUUUUGUAAUGGGAAUGCCAAAUCAGCGACAAGUUGAAUUGAAUAAACGCAAUGUUUACAUAGGAGAUGAGGAAUGGAUUGCCAUCGCUUCAACGCCAGAAAAUGUUUUUAAAAUGGAAUUUAAAACACUUACACGGAAGAUUGCAUUCCUUGCAGAUCAAGUGUGCACUGUAGAGAAUUAAAGUCGUCGACGAAGAUGUGUACUUGGAUCAGUGAUGACAUUGUAAGACUGGUUAUCCGACAAUAUAUCACGAACAAGAAUUAAUUGUAUAAACGUCACCUAGUAUUUUCUCUAAGGAAAAUAUUGACUAAAAGAUAAUUUAGACAUUAAAG